AUGACAGACUACACCUACUACAGUUCGUCCGCUUCCAAAGGCUUCACCUUCCUGAUACCUUACCAUGUCCAAGCCAUCUUUGUCAGUACUACGAAGAAGUUACCUUCCGCCGCCCGCCCCGUGUACCGCGAGUAUUUUGGCGACAUCAUGGCAUGUCGAGAUCGAGCCCGAGACUCCGCCGAGGGGAUGCUAGCGUUCGUGAAUGAGGACUUUCCGGAGAUUUCGAGGGACCAUAAUCGACUAGCGAAUCUGAUGAAUGCGGAGAUUGACAAGCAGAGGAAGGAGGUGUCGGUCAAAAUACCAAUUACUGGGGACGGAACGAUGGCGGGGGAAGAUGAAGACGAUAAACCGUUGGCGGAGUUGGACAAGAAGAAGCAGAGUCCCACCGAGUCAGGCAAGAAAGCGACAUUGAAAGCUGUGUCAGAGGCCGCCGCGGAGGCGACAGUGCGCGAAGAGCCCUCUGAAACAGCUUCUCCUCCGACUGUGGCAAAUACAGAGCUUGUUCGGCCAACUCUGGGCCAAGGCCCAGGCCCUGCGACAUCUCCGACGCGUCCAACAGGCGGAGACCGUGAAGAUUCCGAAGUAGACGAAGAAGACAGCGAGAUGAGCGUCAUAUUGCUCGACACAUCAGAGCCUUGGAACGAUUCGCUUUGGCCACACGGUACCUGGAUCGAUGGUCUAGAAGUCAUCGAUGCGCUUCCAUGGGGGCAGCCAAGCCGACCAGAUCAUAUCGCCCCGGACGGCCAGUCUCCCCACAACGAGCCACAACAUGCCGCGGCUAAUCCUCAUUCCUCUUAA
Messenger RNA from Alternaria arbusti, 798 nucleotides. RefSeq lists its product as uncharacterized. Bases 1 to 798 code for a protein of 265 amino acids. The transcript has a single exon. Lineage: Eukaryota; Fungi; Ascomycota; Dothideomycetes; Pleosporales; Pleosporaceae. The record is from RefSeq and is a predicted model, not a curated record.